This is a messenger RNA of Silurus meridionalis, 4675 nucleotides long. It is a transcript of the gene rimbp2a, whose product is annotated as RIMS binding protein 2a. NCBI's taxonomy places the organism in Eukaryota, Metazoa, Chordata, Actinopteri, Siluriformes, Siluridae. Bases 461 to 4108 code for a protein of 1215 amino acids. Gene Ontology annotation, molecular function: protein binding. The transcript is spliced from 23 exons. The record is from RefSeq and is a predicted model, not a curated record. Gene Ontology annotation, biological process: neuromuscular synaptic transmission.
GGUUGCAGUGUGCUGUCCAAUCACGACCUCUCUAAAACACGAGGUCCUGCCUAUUCACCUGUCCAACCUGAACCGUUUUCGCCUUCUGGAGGAGACAAAUCGAACCUUGACGCUUGAGGUGGCCACACUGAGGCAGCAGAAGCAGCUCUACAAAUCACUAGAAACUGAAGUGAGUGAGAGGAGGAAGAGGUGUCAGAUUCUCGAGCGGGAGGUGAAAAACAAAAUCUCAGCAUGCCAGAGUUUAAAGCAUGAGCUCCAGCGUGCAAAAAAAGAGAGGAAACGCCUGAAUCUACAGCUGUUCAGUCACAGCCUGAAGGCGGAGCAGCACGAAGAGGUAAAGUCAGACUAUGAAAAGCUCAGAAAGACGUUGGCGAGUGUAAGUGAGCAGAGAGACUCGGCAAGACAGGAAAAGGAUGAGCUCCGAGGCAAACUGGAGAAUCUUGAGCAGGCCUUAAAGUGUAUGUGUGAGGCUGCAGAAGCAAAGCAGCAGUUGGAGACAGAGCAUGAACAAGCCCUGGAGAUCCUCAGCUCCACACAGCAGGAGAUCCAGCUUCUGCGAAAGGCUCAGGCUCAGGUUGAUAAAGACCAUGAAGAAAAGGUUAAUCUGCUAGAGGGCAAAGUUUACGACCUGGAACAAAAAUGCCGGACACAGUGUGAGAAGUGUAACAUUCUGUCCAAAGAGUUGGAGAAAUUUCACUUGGGUUUUCACAACGAUCCUGAGCUCUGGCCAGAAACCAGCAGGUCACGGAGAGCAAUCUGUAACCUCCUCAACGAGCUGCAGAGUUGCACUGGGAAAGGUGAUGAGAGAUCUUCAGGUUCUUCGCUAAUCACUAAGCUCCUCCAGCCACUGCAGGUCAGCAGAGACACGCCUGAGACUCCAUUGCAUAUUGACUUCACCACAGCAGCAAGACCAAGAUCACUGAGCAUGUCAGAGAUGGACGAUAAGGUGAGUCCAGCUCCAAGGUCCAAGGCCAGAUACACCGGACAGGUUCGGCUUUGCACUGCCCGCUACAGUUAUAAUCCCUAUGAUGGGCCCAAUGAGCAUCCUGAGGCUGAGCUGCCUCUUGUUGCUGGAAAAUAUCUUUAUGUAUAUGGAGACAUGGAUGAUGAUGGAUUCUAUGAAGGAGAACUGUUGGAUGGCCAGCGUGGCUUGGUCCCUUCGAAUUUUGUAGAGUUUGUCCAGGACAAGGAAAAGCCAAUGAUGGAUGGAGCAGAGGAUCUGGGCCAGCUGGAGCAUGGCUCUUUAAGCCUGACAGCCAUAGACGGAGGCAUUUCCCUGGACAGUUUAAGCAUUGACUCUCUUGGGCCCUGUAGUAAUGGGACUGGCACUCUGGAUGCUGAGGAGCUGUCUGAUGACAUUGUGCCUUACCCGAGAAAAAUCAACCUAAUCAAACAGCUGGCAAGGAGCGUCAUUGUGGCUUGGGAGCAACCUCUAGUGCCCUUUGGUUGGGGCAACAUCAAUGGCUACAACAUUUUAGUGGACGGGGAGGUGCGUGCUACUGUGCCCUUCAGUGGCAGGACCAAACUUCUAGUUGAAAAGCUGGACCUAGCUGCCUGCACAUAUCGCGUGUCGGUGCAGAGUGUGACAGACCGUGGUCUGUCUGAUGAGCUCCGCUGCACCUUGCUGGUCGGACGGAACGUCACGGUGGCCCCAACAGGCCUGCGCUUGGACAACAUCAUGCGUGAUUCAGCAGAGCUCUCCUGGCUCCCCAGCAACAGCAACUAUUCCCACACAGUGUUUUUGGAUGGCAUUGAGCAUGCAGUGGUGAAGCCAUGCUGCUACAAACUGCGCUUCAGCAACUUGAAAGCCACCACCGUGUACAAGGUGAGGGUGGUGGCCAAACCACACCAGGUGCCCUGGCACAUGCCACUGGAACAGCGCGAGAAAAAGGAGGCUGGGGUCGAGUUUUGCACACAGGCUGCAGGCCCUCCAUUGCCCCCCAAUGAGGUGCAGGUUCAGUGUGGACAGGCUCCAGGGAUUCUGCAGGUCCACUGGAAGCCUCCAUCAUUGACUCCCAUGGGGACCUCCAAUGGUGCCAAUGUCAUUGGCUACGCAGUGUGCACAAAAGGCCAGAGGAUUGCUGAGGUGCUGUACCCACUGGCUGACUUUGCAACAGUGGAUCUUAACUGUAUCCAGUGUUUGGAGGCCCGCGAGGUUGUGGUCAGGACUUUAUCAGCACAAGGCGAAAGCCAGGACUCGCAUGUCGCCGUCAUUCCUAGCAACCUGCUCGUGCCUCCACCCCAAGCACACCUUCCACCUCACCACAUGCAAGCUUCUCUACAACACCAAGUGCCCCAGCCCCUUCCUCUGCGACCUGCACUCGCACCUCCAAUGCAACCUCUGCCCCCUCAUGCAGGCCCUGAUUCAUGUUCCCAUCUUCAAACUCUUGCUAUUUGCCCAAAUCAGCCAGUCACUCAUCUUCAGCCUCAUCCUGUUCCCCAUCCUACUCAGCCAUCUCCUCCUCAUCUUCAGCCUCUACCUUCUCACCACUUCCCCCAUCCCCAGCCUACGAUUCCAAUACCUCAGCCCACAAUCCCAAUACCUCAGCCCACAAUUCCAAUGCCUCAACCCCACAUUCCCCAGCUGCCCCUUCCCCAACCUCAGAGACCACCAAGUGCCAGAGAACUGGAAACCAAAGAGCAGGUCCCAGGCAUGCUUCACCCUGCUGGGGGUCCUGCACAACCAUGGGAACCUGUCUGUUCUCCGUCUGGCCUUCCCCCAGCUUUGCCACAUGGACACACUCUCGAGGCACCACCAUGCCCUAACCGCCGCUCACCUUCUCCUCAGAGAAUCCUCCCCCAGCCCAGAGGCACACUUAUCCCGGAAACAAUGGCCAAAGCCAUCGCCCGUGAAGCUGCCCAAAGAGUGGCUGCAGAGAGCGGCCGGAUGGAGAGGCGAAGUCAGGGCUUUCACUCUCAGAACUCAGAUGAGGAAGAGGAUGAGGAAAGCUAUCAGUCUCGCAGAAGGGGAGCAUCUGUGGAUGACUUCCUCAGGGGCUCAGAACUGGGCAGGCAGUCCCAAUACAGUCACAGUGAAGAGUACCAGACAGAAAGCAGCCGAGGGUCAGACUUAUCUGACAUUAUUGAAGAGGAUGAGGAAGAGCUGUACUCUGAAAUGCAACUGGAGGAUGGACGACGGCGCAACUCACACAGUGGUCUUAAGGUCGGUGGCAACGUUUCAUCCUCAGGAAGGUUGGAUCGGAACUCAAAUAGAAGGCCAGGUCAUGGAGGUUCUCAACCUCAGCGCAGACCCCUCAUGGUCCCUGCUAUUGGUUACAGGGACCGAGAACGGCGGUCUCCUCCGUACUAUGACGAGUUCGAGCCUGAAGAGCCCUUCCGUAUCUUUGUAGCAUUGUUCGACUAUGACCCUCUCUCCAUGUCCCCGAACCCAGAUGCUGCUGAUGAAGAACUUCCUUUUAAAGAAGGACAGAUCAUCAAGGUAUUUGGAGACAAAGACACUGAUGGGUUUUAUCGUGGAGAGAUCCGUGGCCGCUCUGGCCUCAUUCCAUGUAACAUGGUGUCAGAGAUACAGGCUGAUGAUGAGGAGACUAUGGAUCAGCUCAUGAAACAGGGCUUUCUACCCCUCAACACCCCAGUGGAUAGAAUAGAGCACAGUCGAAAAGGCGGCCGGCACCCAGUGGCUACAAGAAGAAUGGUUGCUCUUUAUGAUUAUGACCCCAGGGAGAGUUCACCAAAUGCAGAUGUUGAGGCGGAACUGACGUUCUGUGCUGGUGACAUCAUUGCUGUAUUUGGGGAGAUUGAUGAAGACGGUUUCUACUAUGGUGUGAUAAAUGGACAUCGUGGUCUGGUUCCCUCCAACUUUCUAGAAGAAGUGCCUGAUGACGUGGAGGUCUAUCUCACAGAGACUCCGUCCCACCAUGAGCAGGAAGAGCCAGUGCCGACGCCACGCCCAGAGCCUAAACGGAUUCCAGUGGAAAACACGGUUCCAGCACCAGUCAUGGGAAGACCGGCGUCCCCGAUUGUGCGUCCGAUGCUCCCUGUGGGCUCCGCCCAUCCCCUUAAUCCUGCCAGGGGGCCGCGAGACCUGAAAAAGAAAAAAGGACUACUCUCCAAGGGGAAGAAACUGCUCAAGAAGUUUUCAAAGUAAAAGCUGAUGCCAUACACAAUCAAUAAAAGGGCAAAAUGUUUAUGCUUACAAGAAAAUCUACAGACAUGUUCAUGUUUAUGUGCCAAAAACAUGCACUACAGGCCAAAAUUAGGAAGCAAUUGUUGGAUGUGAUCAUGGCUGGUAAUUAAUUUCUUUAUAUAUAUAUAAAAAAAAAAUUAAUGCCUGCACAAUUCAAGGAUUAUUCAUUUGUUUUUUGUUGUUUUUGUUUGUCUGCAUAUUGCAUCAAAAUGUGGAGUACAUCUUAUACAUAUUGCCUGGCAUGUUAUAUUACAGUAGGAGUGUGUAUCUCAUUUUGUAUGCCACAUUUUAAACCAAAUUUGUUUCAACUAGAUGCAAAUAAAUUUGCUAUAAAAAAAUCACUUAAUUGCUUCCACUGGCCUGUAGUGGAGAUUAGAAAUGCCAGUGUAUCUGAUACAACUUGCACACAGGUCACUUAAUGGGCUCUCACAUAUACAGUGUUUAUCCUUUUUAAAUGGAGCCCUGGUGUUUUCCCCACACUUUCUUUAGGAAGGUGAGAACAUAGCAUUCAAACUCAGAUUCAAGAGU